Molecule: messenger RNA, 2084 nt
Organism: Pelagomonas calceolata
Lineage: Eukaryota; Pelagophyceae; Pelagomonadales; Pelagomonadaceae
Source: the annotation of a GenBank genome assembly
GCCGCCCGUCGCUCUACCGGCCGCCGCGGCCGCGGUGGCGCCGCUCACGGAGCUCCCCGAGGCCUACCACCUCCUGCGCGCGCUCGCCGACGUCUAUGCCGAGACGGACGCCUACGCGUACGAGGGCGCCGAACAGGCGUUCGGCCCGCUCGAUGCCGCCGUCGAGGCGCGGUCGUUGGGCCGCCUCCGCAUGGCGGCGCUGCACCUCUUCUCGAAGCUCGACGCCGCCGUCUUCGACCGCAAGUGGCGCGCGCUGCAGUCGUCCGGGGCGGUCUUCGGCGCCACGGCGACGGCGGGCCGGACGUGGCUCUCGUACGCCCGGCCAGGCGGCGCGCCGCCGCGGUGGCAGUGGCCCUUUUUCUACGCGGCCGACGACGCGGAGCUCGCGCGGCUGCUCGUCGAGCUCGCGCGCGUCACGCGCGCGGACGAGGAGCCGUCGCCGUCGGGGCGGUUCCUCGAGGCGGCGGUCGCCUUCGCCGCGGAGGACGCGCCGCCGCGCGCCUCCCGGCCGCCGCCGGCCUCCGCGGACGAGCUCGAGGCCGCGCGCGCCGCGAUCGACCUCGACGAGUGGCUCGCGGCGCACCUCGGCGGCGACGGCCUCGCGGAGGCGCGAGCCGCGGUCCGCGAGGCGGCCGGCAGCGACCUCUGGCGCCUGCAGACGCUGCGGCCCCGCGACCUCUCCCGGAAGCUGCCGCUGUCCACGUGGGAGGCGGCGCCGCGCGACGCCUUCCUCGAGGCCGCGCGCGACCUGCGGGCCGGCGAGCUCGGCUUCGAGAACGCGUGCGAGUGGCUGGACGACGUCGUCGAGGCGGCGGGCGGCGCGGCGGCGGGCGCGACCGUGUUCCUCCCGCACGGCGACGCCGGUGAGAGCCUCCGCGACUCCAUCGUCCCCGACGGCGUCAUCAUCUUGCUCGGCGGCGGCAUCGACCCGAUGGCCGACCUCAUGGCGGAGCGGCGCCUCCUGGGCGCCGAUUCGCCGGUCGCCGCGCUCAUCUACUUCGACACGGACGGCGCGGCGCUCUCCACGGCCAAGUCGGGCUACCCGCGCGCUGCCGCCGUGCCGUUCGAGGUCCCCGACGCGUGGAAGGGCUACGCGCGCGGCGACGUCCACCAGCUGCUGGACCCGACGCGCCGCGCGGAGAUCCUCGGCGGCCGGCCCGUCACGUUCCUGCUGAACACGCCGUCGUGCAAGCCCCACGCCGCGGUCGUGAAGGACCGCGACGAGGCGGACACGGAGGGCCUGGAGAAGUUCCUCGAGGCCGAGAAGCGGCUGGCGGAGGACACCGCGGCCGCGCUGCUCGCCGCGGGCGCGCCGGCGGCUCAGCAGAUGCACGCCCUCGGCGAGUUCGGGAACACGCCGACGCAUGUCGACGCGAAGAUCAAGGCGGUUCUCGACCGGUCGACGUUCCGCCUCAACGCGGCGAACGUCUCCCCGAUGUCGCGCCUCCGGACGUUUUGUUCGACGUUCCCGCAGCGCCCGGUCGCGGACGACGACCAGCGGCACCUCCUGUCGCCGCGCGAGGCGCUCGACGCCUACCUCGCCAAGCACGGCGACCGCGUCCUCCUGCCGACGUACGGGCCCGACUACGUCCUGCACAAGGGGAACGCGGGCAAGGCGCGGACGCCCCGCGCCCUCGCGCCGCCCGACCGCGGCCCGAUCAAGACCUCCGUCGAGGCCGCGCUCGCCAAGGCCCAUGGCGGCGUGAACUUCGCCGCGCCGCCGCCCGCCGCCGGCCGCGACCCCGAAUGGCACGAGCUGGACGUCAAGGCGACCUCGGUCCUCGUCCGCGUGGAAAUCAAAUGUCGCGGCGCUUCUCCGACGCGACGCCGGCUCGACUCACUGGUUGAUUUCCGCACAGGUCCUCAUGGGCUACCGCCACGACCGCGUCACGGUCGCGCCCGGCGUCGCGAACGACUCCAAGGCGUCGUGGCGCCUCCUCGGCAACACGAUCCAGCGCGCCGCCCUCGAGCACGUGUGCGCGCCGUUCCUCGACGGCCUCGAGGAGCUGCGCGACCAGAUGUCCGACGACUAGUCGGACCCGCGCCUCCCUCCCUCCCGCGCGCGAUAAGCCCUUCGUUUCGAA